This is a messenger RNA of Soboliphyme baturini, 513 nucleotides long. The record is from the annotation of a GenBank genome assembly. NCBI's taxonomy places the organism in Eukaryota, Metazoa, Nematoda, Enoplea, Dioctophymatida, Soboliphymatidae.
UGCGAUUGCGAAUCUGAUCGGUCGGUGGGAACUGUCUGCGACGUGUACACCGGUCAAUGCCAGUGUAUGCAAGGCGCAGUUGGGGCUCGGUGCGACCAAUGCAUCGAGCAUUACGUGAACGUGCCGACACAUGGAUAUUGUGAUGAAUGCGUCGAUGUACUGCUGGUGAGCGUUCAGGAGAUGUCUCAACUCAUCGAUGGUUCAGAGGAGAAGUUAAAGAACCUGUCCACGUCACAGCUGUACUAUGAAAAACUGAACAAAUACAACAGUAGCGCAAGUUUUAUUAGGGAUAGUCUUCUCGCACUAACCACGUAUGCGGCAGAAUUGUUGCAGGAUAAUGUCGACAAGAACAACGUCAGCCGGAAAUACGAAAUUCGCGACGUAGUCAUUAAGGCAACAAGAUUACGAGACGAUUCCGUAUUGUUAAAAAACAACGCCGGUUCGUUGGCACAACGCGGACUUGCUGCAUACGGCAAGCUUCUAGACUUAGCGACAGAGCUGGGUAGUAAGUGA